AUGGACAACGCACCUUAUCACAGCCGUCGUGUGGAAAAAAUACCGACUUCUGCAUCUCGAAAGGCAGAUAUAAUAGAUUGGCUAAGAAGUAAAAAUAUAGAUUUUGAUGAAUCCAUGAUAAAGGUUCAAUUACUUGAUAUAGUGCGGGAACAUAAGAGUUCAUACAUCAGAUUUGCAGUAGACGAAAUGGCACGUGAGAAUGACAUCACCGUAUUAAGAACUCCACCAUAUCAUUGUGAAUUGAAUCCCAUCGAGCUGAUAUGGGCAAAAAUAAAAAAUGAGGUAGCGCAAAAGAAUACAACCUAUAAAUUAAAAGAUGUCAAAUUAUUAUUAGACCAAGCCAUACAAAAUAUAACCGCUUCCAACUGGCAGUCAUGCAUUACACAUACACAGAAAGAAGAAGAUAAAAUGUGGGACGUAGACACGCGUGUUGAUGUUCUUAUCGAGCCCAUUAUCAUUACUCCAGGAGAAGACAGUAGUGAUAGUGAAUUAACAAUAGAUUCAGAAUAA
Diabrotica virgifera virgifera (western corn rootworm) is the source of this 510-nucleotide messenger RNA. RefSeq lists its product as uncharacterized. The coding region runs from base 1 to 510 and encodes 169 amino acids. Lineage: Eukaryota; Metazoa; Arthropoda; Insecta; Coleoptera; Chrysomelidae. Gene Ontology annotation, molecular function: nucleic acid binding. The record is from RefSeq and is a predicted model, not a curated record. The transcript has a single exon.